AUGGUUGAUAAGAUAAGAUAUGUGCGAAAGUGGCACGCGAGGCUCAGGGUCGGGACUCCAAAGUUGCAGAGGGUGCCGGACAACCGGACUGCAACUGAGCGCGCUUACAGCGACGAUGUCAAGCCAUCCACUUCGUCAUUCACUGUUCGCCGCCUCGUCCAAGGGGCCAGGGGUCAGCAGCCGCCGAUUUCGCCAGACACUGUUCGCCGCGUCGCUAAAGCGCGUGGAGAGGCGAAACCCCUGAUAAACCCCGAAGAUGAUGACCCGAAGCGCUGGGAGGUGAUACGUCCGGGCCACCAGUUCUAUCCUGAUCUGCCCAAAGAGGAGCAGGAAAGGCUCAUCGUGUUGCGACGCACGAACUCACGCUCACCUCGGAUGAUCGAUCGGCAGUGGGUGCGCAAUGCUUGCACCUGUCCGCGCUGCGUCGAUCCUGCCUCCGGCCAAAAGCAAUUUUCCAUCUGCGAAGUGCCACAAGACCUGCCCAUCGGGCAGGCUGACUUCAACGAGGCCGGCGACUUGGAAGUCUCCUGGACGGAUGAUUUCUUUUGCGAUGGCAUGACCCAUCGUUCCACCUACCCGGCCCGACUUUUUGAAGCGCUUCGGCUUGAUCCGUCAGCCAUGCGCCGCCGUUCGCAGGCCAUCAUCGAUACUCAGCGACUACGUCUGUGGAACAAGGAGUUGAUGGAGAAAUCCGUUCGCUUCGUGAACUAUGACCAGUGGAUGCAGGGCAGUAGCAAGGAAUUCAACCUCGCAAUUGAGACCUUCCACCUCUAUGGCAUCCUCUUCCUCAAGGACAUCCCCUCAGAUGUGACCCAGGAACAACUUGCCGCGCCAAUAGGCCCGCUGAAAUCAACAGUCUGGGGGCGCACAUGGGACGUCAAGCAUAUACCGAAGAGCCGUACCGUUGCCCAUGGGCACGGGCCCGUGCCAUUGCAGACGCAGCUGCCUUACUUCAACAAUGUUCCGAGAGUAGUGGUGCUGCGGUGUUUGGAAAACAGUGUCGAUGGAGGCGAACUCAUCUUCAGUGACGGGUUCCUACCAGCCUGGGAGUAUUUCCUCUUCAAGAGAAAAGAGUUCGAUAUGUUGCAAGCUUCCACUAUUCGAUAUCAAUACAACCAUGAAGGCCAUCACUUUGCCAAGACCAGGGGAAUCAUGUCUUCUUACUUUGGGUUCCCACGAAAGGUGGCCUUCUCUCCGGCUUUCGAAGACCCGACUCAAUACUUCCAGGCUGAUGAUCUGCAAUGGAGGGCUAAUAAAAUGGUCUGGCACGGAUUCGUGAGGCGAUUCAGCCUACCAAAAAACGUCUUUGAGCACAAGCUGGCACCUGGUGAAGCCGUGCUCGUUAAUAAUUGGCGCAUUUUGGUACGGAGAAGGGGUUUCGAUCCAUCGACGGGUUCGAGAUACCUGCAGGGAGUGUACGUCGAUAUCGAUGAAUAUAUGGACACCUUGAGACGAUGCGGCAAUUCCGAGGUCAUUGGGCAAACAGAGCUGGGUCCUCACUAUGUGGAUCAGCUCAGAGCUUUGGACCCGUCCCUCGGCGAGGAUGGAUUGGAGAAUAUCCCAACUGUAUGA
Anthostomella pinea is the source of this 1572-nucleotide messenger RNA. NCBI's taxonomy places the organism in Eukaryota, Fungi, Ascomycota, Sordariomycetes, Xylariales, Xylariaceae. The record is from the annotation of a GenBank genome assembly.